Messenger RNA from Cynara cardunculus var. scolymus (artichoke), 1936 nucleotides. Its product is annotated as ethylene-responsive transcription factor ERF054-like. Gene Ontology annotation, biological process: regulation of DNA-templated transcription. Gene Ontology annotation, molecular function: DNA-binding transcription factor activity; DNA binding. The record is from RefSeq and is a predicted model, not a curated record. The transcript has a single exon. Bases 482 to 1633 code for a protein of 383 amino acids. NCBI's taxonomy places the organism in Eukaryota, Viridiplantae, Streptophyta, Magnoliopsida, Asterales, Asteraceae.
ACAAACACACACAUACACACACACACUCACUCUCAUCACACCCAACAAAGUCCUCUGCUUUUUUCAUGAGCUACUUCAUUCCUCUGUUCCACUUCUGUGUUACCUUCAAUCCAUCAAUCAAUCAUUCACAAUUACAACAAUUUUUCUUUUCGAUUCUUCAUUUUUAAGCCGCUCGCUCUCUUUCUUCGAUUUUAACAAAAGGAAUGCAUUGUGUUUUUGCCAUCCAUGGUUUCUUCAUCACUGUUUUGCUUUCUUAUGAUUAAACCCAUUUCGAUUGAAUCUGUUUUUCUCUCUUUUUGAUAAUUUAAGAUCUGGGUUUUGCAAUUUGAUAGGUUUUUUCAAUUGGGUUCUUUUUAGAUCUGGAUUUAAAGCUUGUUUUUGGUGCUUUGAUUCAGUGAUUGUUGAAGAGCGAGCGGUAAAAACCCUCUUUGAUUUUGUUUUCUUGUUUUUCUUGUUGUGAUUGUGAGUAUUUAUUUCAUCAAUGGCUGCAGCUCGGAACAGUGGGAAAUCCAAAAAAUCAAUGGAAGAAACUCGGAAUUUCACACAGAUGGACUUUGAUCAAAUGGGUUUCGAUGAGACCAGAGAAUGGAAGCAAGUUUUUGAUGAAGCUUCCACACACACACACAGUAGACCUCUCAAGAAAAUCAGAAGCCCUGAACAUCAAUCUUCUUCUUCUUCAUCUUCAUCUUCUUCAAGACUCUUCCCUUUUGCAUUUGAUGGAAAUAAUCUACACACAAUCGAAUCAUUACAGCAAUUCAGAUCGAAUUCCCAUUUGAAUCCUGUUUACCCACCACCACCACCGAACCCGCAAAUGAUUUCUUUUGAUCCCCAACAACAUUACAACCACCACCCACAACCACCAAUGAUCCACCAGAAUUUUGGGUUCCCGCCAUAUUUUUCCGGCGAGAAUUCAGGUUUAUCCCAGCAGCAAUUACUCCAGUACUGGAGUGAUGCGUUGAAUUUGAGUCCUAGAGGUAGGAUGAUGAUGAUGAACAAAAUCCGGCCUCCAAUUCAGCCGCUUCACACCACCAAAUUAUAUCGGGGGGUGAGGCAAAGGCAUUGGGGGAAAUGGGUGGCGGAAAUUCGUCUCCCACGAAAUCGCACCCGUCUCUGGCUUGGCACAUUCGACACGGCGGAGGACGCCGCCAUGGCUUACGACCGUGAGGCCUUUAAGUUACGUGGCGAAAACGCCCGGUUGAAUUUCCCGGAGCGAUUCCUUGGGAAAACAAAGAAUGAGUCGGUUUCCGCCGGCCAGAGUUCAUCUUCUUCAUCUCCUCCUCCGACGGAGUUAGUGAAAGACAACGGUAAAACCGCUACAGAAACGGUGAAAUUGAAGGAAUCUGAGGAAACUGUGACAGAGAAUGAAGGUGUGGAAGUGGGAUUCCAUGGGGACCAAGUAACCGGAGAGGCGAAUUCCGAUCCGGCGUGGGGGGAAAUGGCCGAGAACUGGUACAAUUCCGGUUGGGGUCCAGGGAGUGCCAUGUGGGAUUCUCUUGAUUCCAACAACAAUCUAAUGUUCCCUUCCAAUUUUAAUCUCGAAAACCAGCAACAGCAAGAACAAGAACAGGGGAAUUACGAUUUCUCUUCUUUCGAAUCACAGAUGAGUCCAUUCUUUUGGAAGGAUGAAGCUUGAUUCUUUAGGGUUUUAUGUGGCAGAAACUUGGCUGCAUAUUUGAAGCCAUGUUUCUGCAAGUAUUAGAUUAUGAUUAUGAUAUGAUGAUGAUGAUUUGAAUUGGUAGUAAGAAAGGGGAAGAACACAAAGAGACAGUUUUGUGAUCUCUUUGUUGUAGAGUGUCCUCCAUCUUCAUCAACAGCAAGAUCUGGUUUUUUGAUCUGCAAAUGAUGCAAGAUUUUUAGUUUUAUUUUUGGGGAUUUCUGUACUUUCUUUGUGUAUAAUAUUUUGUUUUUAUGUAGUAAAGUUUACCUCAUUUGUUCU